This is a messenger RNA of Nerophis lumbriciformis (worm pipefish), 369 nucleotides long. NCBI's taxonomy places the organism in Eukaryota, Metazoa, Chordata, Actinopteri, Syngnathiformes, Syngnathidae. The record is from RefSeq and is a predicted model, not a curated record.
ACCAAAGACAUGGGCAAGAUGCUGGGCGGCGAGGAGGAGAAGGAUCCCGACGCGGCCAAGAAGGAGGAGGAGCGUCAGGAGGCGCUGAGGCAGCAGGAGGAGGAGCGCAAGGCCAAACACGCCCGCAUGGAGGCCGAGAGGGAGAAGGUCCGGCAGAGCAUCCGGGACAAGUACGGCCUGAAGAAGAAGGAGGAGAAGGAAGCGGAGGAGAAGGCGGCCAUGGAGCAGGCGUGCGAGGGUUCCCUGACGCGCCCCAAGAAGGCCAUCCCCAGAGGUUGUGGGGACGAUGAGGACGAGGACGACGAGAGCAUCCUGGACACCGUCCUCAAGUUCCUGCCUGGUCCUCUGCAGGACAUGUUCAAGAAGUAG